This is a messenger RNA of Rotaria sp. Silwood2, 912 nucleotides long. NCBI's taxonomy places the organism in Eukaryota, Metazoa, Rotifera, Eurotatoria, Philodinida, Philodinidae. The record is from the annotation of a GenBank genome assembly.
AUGAAAUCAAUUCCAGCCAAUGCCCGAUGGGCACAGAAUGGAGUGGUCGUUGCUGGAGGCUAUGGAAAUGGCUAUUCCUCCUAUCAAUUCUGCUUUCCACACGGUUUCUACAUUGAUGAUGAUCAAACAAUGGUUAUUGCUGACAAUGGCAAUCAUCGUAUCGUUCAAUGGAAGGUGGGUGAUCAGCAUGGAAAAGUUGUGGCUGGUGACCUUGGUGCAGGAUAUCGAUUGGAUCAAUUAAAUCAACCAACCGAUGUGAUGAUUGACAAAGCGACUGAUAGUCUCCUUAUCUGUGAUGGAGGCAAUCGACGACUCCUACGAUGGCCUCGUCGCAAUGACACAAGUCAAGGAGAAAUCCUUUUCGACAAGGUCCGCUGUUAUGGAUUGGCCAUGGACGAUCGCAGAUAUCUUUAUAUUUCUGACAGCCAAAACCAUGAAGUCAGACGGUAUCAAUUGGGAGACAUGAAUGGAACUAUCGUAGCCGGUGGUAAUGGCAAAGGUACUGGUCUCGACCAACUCAAUCUUCCAACGUACAUCUUUGUCGAUCAACAACAAGCUGUCUACGUGUCGGAACGUCACAAUCAUCGUGUGACAAAAUGGAAUAAAGGUGCAACAGCAGGAAUUGUCGUUGCCGGAGGCCAAGGUCAAGGAUCGGCUCUAACACAACUGUCACAACCUGAAGGGCUGGUCGUCGAUGCGUUGGGUACUAUCUAUGUGGUGGAUUCAUUUAAUUAUCGAGUGAUGCGCUGGUGCAAAGGGACGAAACAGGGUACUGUUGUUGUUGGUGGAAACGGCCGAGGAACAGGAACAAAUCAGCUCAACGGUCCUGUGGGUUUGUCCUUCGAUCGGCAUGGAAAUCUCUAUGUCGCCGAUUGUGGAAAUGACCGAGUUGUACGCUUUUCUAUCGAGUAG